AUUGCUUUUUUAAAUCAAGAAUCUAGAACGACGUUUUUCAAUUUGUCUCUGCUUUUGAGAAUUUUCUUAAACCAGGCACUAAGACCAAGAACCAGAGGACGUUCAAAUAGAACUGAAAUCGUUUUCAAUUAACUGGGGGAGGUAUCAUCGAAAAUAAUGUCGUCUGGUACAAUAAAUUUUUUUUUAUACGAGGCAGCCCGCGAGGCAGACAUUGAUCGUCUGAUGGCAUUGCUGUUGGAUGAUAUUAACAUCCGUGUUCCGUCUUUUAAGAGCAGCCAGCAAAAAACACCUCUUUUGGCUGCCGCUUGUAACGGGCACUUCGAGGUUGUGAAGAUUCUUGUGGAAUAUGACAGAGAAUGUUUAUCGGACAGUACUAUACAAGGUUUAAACGCUUUGCAUUUAGCUUGUAAUGCAAGCGGCAGUCCAGAGCUCGUUCGUUACUUGGUGGAGCAAGGAAUCGACGUGAAUAGUGUCUCUAAGGAUUCUUAUAGGCCCAUUCAUUAUGCCACGUUGUUCGAUCGUUUUGACCUUGUUCAGCUUUUGAAGGAGUUGGGCGCUGACAUUCAUGCGCUCACAGACUUGAACAAGAACAUCGUAUCUAUUUCCGCGGAAACAAGGGGUAUUGAGAUAUUGGAGUGGGCGUUAGAUCAAGGCGUGAAUCCGAACGUUCUCGACACAGACGGACUUGCGCCUAUUCACCGCGUGGCUAGAAAUGGCUUUUUGGACAGCGCGGCGGUUUUACUUCGAAGCAAGAAUGUCGACGUCAACGCCGUUAAUCACCCUGGUUAUACGGCGAUCGAGGAGGCAGAUCGACGAAACAUGUCAGCGCUCGCUUUUUACUUGUGGGAUCACGGAUACGACACGUUUUCCCUCAAGAACUUGCCCGGUUUCGGUCCAGUUUCUUGGCACAGACCCAGGAUUUUGAAUAUCCCGCCUCAGCGGUAUCACGCUGCGUCUGUGGCGGUUGGAAGCAAGGUGUACCUACUCGGCGGUCAAGGAUAUAGCGAUAACUACGUUAAUCAUGACAUUGAAAACAUGGGUGGAGGAGAGCGGAUGGAAUUAUGUGAUUUUUACGAAAUAGAUCUAGAAAAGGUGGAAUUUACGUCAAUGAUUCCGCCUGGAUGCGUAAUUGAGAAGCCCAAUAUCACGCUGAAUCCGAACCGAUGUGGCUCAUCUUUGAUCAUUCACGAGGACUUGCUGACGGUUUCAACGCGGGCCGACGUUCGCCAUAGCAUACCGAAUGCCGUGAUUGCCACGAAGCCUUUUUUUCGUCAGUACGACAAAGCUGGGUACUUUGAAAUCGAGAUUAUCAGCAUGGGUGUUGAGCGAACGGUGACGAUGGGCUUGGUUGACUCGCGAUUUCCUGUCGAGGAGGAAAAUCCUGGAUGGAUAGCCGAUUCAUAUGGGUAUCAUGGCGACGAUGGGAUGUGCUUUCAUAACCAUGGUUCCGGGAAGCCGUGGGGGGAGUGUUUUAACCCUGGCGAUGUGAUUGGUUGUGGGAUUAACUUUAGCUCAGAGGAAGUCUGGUUUUGCCGGAAUGGUAAGUUUUUAGGAGUUGCUUACCUUUACCCACAGAAAAGUUGUUAUUGGGCGGUGGCAGCGACUAGCGGAUCAAACGCUUCGUUUAGGUUCAACUUUGGCGCAUCUCCGUUCAAGUUUAAUUUUAUUGUGCCUACUCUGGAGUGGAAGAAAUUGAAGUUCGACAACAGUCAGAAUCUCAGGAAUCCGUGCCCGAAUUUGUUUCGGCUGCCUUCGUCUCGGGAGCUGGUGAUGGUUCGACAUUCAGAAUACGGUCUUUCGACGGACAGAAUCGUUGCUAUUGAUCCGGAGCAGUGCGCGACGCGUUUUAUAACUUACACAGGUCCGCUAAGGAUUUUGAAUUAUUCACAGAUUUUUCAGCACAAGCAUUACAUUUGCGUUUUUUCCGGUUUGACAGCACCGCAUCACGACGAGACUGUCUUCCUGACGCGGUGCGAGCUUUACUUGUUGGACAUGCAUUCGUGGCAUUCGUAUGAUCUAUUCAACCAGGAUUUUCCGCCUGGCGAGUCCCCUAGUCCGGACGCGUCGGAGGUGGACGAGCUGACCGAGAGGGGUGGUUUGGAGACUGAGACCGAGCAGAAUCUGGAGGCGAAGAAGAGGCGGAGGGACUUUGUGCUGAUGACGAUUGGGAAGGAGAUGCCGUACUCCUCUUUGGCGUCGGUUGGCGAUUAUGUCUGCUUUUUGAAUUAUCAUCGCGGUCGUUGGCGGUUGUUUAAGGUAAAUUUUCACACUUGGGAGUACGAAUUGACCUAUUUGCGCGGGAAUUGUUCGUUUUUCAGACAGCCGUCCAUCAACGUGGUGGGGAAGAACAUCAUUUGCCUUGGGGGUUGGGAUCGGUACAAGCAACUCAGCGAGAUUAUUGUGGUGGACACUGAAGCCAAUUUGAUCUACAAACCUCACAUGGUUGGUCAGAACUUUUACCGGUCAAGAAAUGAGCACUGUACCACCUAUGUCGAGACAAGAUCCAAUAAGUUUGCCUUGGACUGCGUGAAUUACCAACAGGUUCUUGGUGGCUCUGUUUUAAGGCACUAUAAAUCGCCCCCAUCGCUUUCAGAUUCGUCGGAUCUGGAUUCUCAGUCUUCCCGCUCCAUCUUCUUUGACUUGGAACACUAUGAACUACUUCCGUUUGCCGAUGAAGUGGAGCGUCCGGAAAGUCGUCCACCUUAUCGGUGGCUGGUCUCAACUACGGGAUGGAACGGACUGAAUAUGUUGUUUGACUUCGAUGUCGCUGCUUUGGACAAUCAAGACCCGAACGCUAUUUCGUUUGAGCUCGUGUCGUUACUUUCCGAUGUCCAGCUGGAAGUUGUCGAUCCCGAAGAGCCCUCUUCUUCCGAAACUAUUCACGCCCAUCGCAUCAUUCUUUGGUGUCGGUCUUCCUACUUCAGAGAGUACUUCUCCUCUCAACUCAACCAGGCCAGAUCACAUGAGCCCUGCAAUUCAGUCAUUCGCAUUUGUGAGAAUUGCUUACACUUCCAUAGCCUUAUAUCUUAUCUCUACACCGAUCAAAUCGACAUUCUACCUCUGUUUUCUACGUAUCGGCGGUUCAUAUCGCUCGUGAGCCGAUAUGCCCCCGAACACGUCACUCGUCUCGUUUCCAAAUAUUUGCUAUCCCGUGAGUCUCAACCCAGCAUCAUGAGUUUUCAGCUGCUUACCGCGUUCGACAACGACCUGUUCGCUGACAUCUACUUCCUAGUUGAAGGACGACGCAUCCCCGCGCACAAGUUCAUCCUCUGCCUCCGUUCUUCCUUCUUCUCCGCCCUCUGCACAGGAGGAAUGAAAGAAUCCUACCAAACCACGAUCACGCUCCCAAAUGUCAGCCUCCCAUCCUUCCUCUUUAUUCUCCAGUACAUCUACACCGGGCAAACCAACUAUGAGUCCUUCGCUGAUCACAUCAUCGACGCCUUUGUCCUCGCCUUCCAAUAUGACAUUCGCCCACUGAAAGAGCAACUAGAGUCCGACUUUGUACAGAGCAUUCGCCUGCAAAACGUCGUCAAUUUGCUCAUCUUAGCCGACCAACAAUCCGCGUUCGUCCUCAGACAAGGCUGUAUCCGCUACAUCUUCUAUCAUCUGGACGACUUCCUCCACCUCCCAGAAUACUCAGAAUCAAAGGAAGCCAUAUUGCACAUCCUAAAGCGCCACGGACAUGAAACCUUCAACAAACUCGUUCAAUCCGGACUUUAGUUCGAUUCAGUCUCUCAAUAAAAAACCACUUUUUUUAAUUUGUCUCA
Schistocerca gregaria is the source of this 3767-nucleotide messenger RNA. RefSeq lists its product as uncharacterized. NCBI's taxonomy places the organism in Eukaryota, Metazoa, Arthropoda, Insecta, Orthoptera, Acrididae. Gene Ontology annotation, cellular component: cytoplasm. The record is from RefSeq and is a predicted model, not a curated record. The coding region runs from base 157 to 3720 and encodes 1187 amino acids. The transcript is spliced from 4 exons. Gene Ontology annotation, molecular function: ubiquitin protein ligase binding. Gene Ontology annotation, biological process: regulation of proteolysis; proteasome-mediated ubiquitin-dependent protein catabolic process.